CAACGGGAAUUGUUGAGGCGAUGGCUUGAUGGGGUGGAGGAAAUGAAGGCGAUGCCUCAGGGAGGCCGCGGAUGGCGGCGGAGCCGGCUUUGCGAGUGCGAGGCCGCGGAACCUCCCUCAGAGAGGCCUCAAAGGAGCUCCUUGGCAACAGCCAAAAACCCAACACAACCCACAACAUCGAUUUUGUAAACCUAGGGAGACGCCCUGCUCUUCACUGGGAUGAGCAGCAGAGAAAGUCAUUGCUGCUUGAGGAAGAAAAUGAGAUCUCCACCAUUGAAGACUUGGAAGAAAGCUUACGAAAACUAAAGGUUCAGGUGGACAGCUUAGCCUCCGGUCUAACUGUCCAUCCAGAUCAAGAUUACAGUUCUGCUCUGGAACCGAGUCCCUUAAGUUCCGAAUGGUACCCAUCAGGGUCACGCACUGAGACGGAAUGGCUACUGAAAGCAAAACAUCUUGCGAGAUCACUAGACGAUAACUUGAAUUUGAUGGGUUUGGCCAUUCCAACCCUAAAUUCAUCCCCACCAAACGAAACGUCAGGGUUUUUUGGCACUGUGAGUCGGAACUCUCCCGCCUUGGGGGAUCUUUCUGUCCCGUUGAAACUCGGGGCCCCUCAUGUGAUUGGCGUCAAGUCUUUGCUGCCCCCCAAGUUUCCAGUCCGAGCUUGCUUGCCAGAAAGAUCCUCGUUCACAUUCCGCAGAGGCCGUUCGCUUAGUCACUCGGAGGUUACCCGCUCCUGCUCCUUCUCUCCGGAUGCCAAACGUCCACGUUGGUUCCAAGCACGGUCUCAGUCUCCGAGGCCUAUCUGGAGACCCACCUCGGCUAAGGCUAAUGCCUGUGCCCAGCCUCCGCCUCAGCUGGGGAAGCCCAGGGGAGUCAGAAAGAAAAGCGUAUCAAGCAGACCAUCGCGGUUGAGGUUCUUCAGGCCAGGAACGUUAGCAUCGAAAUCCUGGACUUCCACUAAGGCAGAUGGACAGAGGACACCAAGGGAGUCUUGGAGUCCUUACAGUUUGGCUUCUUCUGAUAUCUCUUCGCCCACCGCAGAGGAGAUCAACAAACGCUUCCUGCAGACGCUUUCCGAAAGCACGAUGGGGAGAGACCUGAUUGAAAUGUCUCCGUACCAGAAGGAGCUGGCUCGUCUCCGACUCGAGCGCCUGCGCGUGGAGGAAGGCUGGCUGUUGGAAUUAAAGAGGCAGCAGGAAUUGGAACGAACCCGUGGCCCCAGGCCCAAGUGGUACGAAAUGAGGGACUCUCAAUUCCACUACGAAGCCCACAAGAACAACAAACUUCUGAGAAGCAGCCCAGAGAUACAGUCGGUCUUCGAUUAUAGGGGGGCUCUAUCAAGAGCAUCGAAAGAGUUCCAGCAGGAACAGAAGCCCACCUCCCUCAAGGUCUACUGGUAAAAGAGCCGAAGGAGACAUUGGACAUCAGAGGAGAUAGAAGAAAGGCAGGUCAGGAUGAGCAGGGCCUUCCUCUAUUCCCAGUGAAUGAUGGCUUGGUUUUUUUGGGUGGUGGGGUGGGGUGGCAGUAUGAUUCCAAGUGUCCAUCCCAGUCAUUUUUAUGCCUUGUUCUUAAUCACUCAGAGCUGAUUUAAACUUUGAGAAGUGCCACAGGACAGGUUCUCUUUUAGUGAAAUGAAAUGAAAUGAGCAAAGAUUCCUUGCUAGAGAAAGAGGUAACUGGAUAUCCUGGUUUACUGGGGAGAAUUUACGCAAAACAUCUCUGGGUUAAAGGCAGUUUGGGCUGUUUUCUGGCUUGGUGUGUGCAGAUUUGAUGUGUGUGUGUGUGCCUUUUUUCGAGACCCAAUUUGAUUGUCAUUGCCUUCAGUCUCAAAACUAGUUCAGCCAAGGACACUCACUAUGGAUUUUCUCUCAUUCGCUUUAACUUUUUGAUUAGGAGAGCACUGGGAAUUAAAAAAAAACUUGAUUACUGCUCAAGAAAAUCUUCUUUGGCUCAAGCAAAAAAAAAAAAAGAGAUAAAUAUUACACUAGAAGAAAAAACUGAGCAUGUACUGUACGUUUUCCAUUUUUUAUUAAAUGCUUUUAUACUUGG
This is a messenger RNA of Pantherophis guttatus, 2048 nucleotides long. RefSeq lists its product as uncharacterized. The record is from RefSeq and is a predicted model, not a curated record. Lineage: Eukaryota; Metazoa; Chordata; Lepidosauria; Squamata; Colubridae.